Molecule: messenger RNA, 930 nt
Organism: Orycteropus afer afer
Lineage: Eukaryota; Metazoa; Chordata; Mammalia; Tubulidentata; Orycteropodidae
Product: olfactory receptor 148-like
Biological process (GO): G protein-coupled receptor signaling pathway
Cellular component (GO): membrane
Molecular function (GO): olfactory receptor activity
Source: RefSeq, a predicted model, not a curated record
AUGAGGAAUCACACAGAGCUGAGUGAGUUCAUUCUGUUGGGAAUACCUGCCAAGGGACUGGAGACUAUGCUCUUUGUUAUCUUCUCAUUUAUCUACUUCUUCACCUUGAUUGGCGAUUUACUCAUCCUCAUAGCCAUCGUUUCUUCCUCUAUCCUUCACACUCCCAUGUAUUUCUUCUUGGGAUUCCUAUCCAUUUUUUACAUAUUUUUCCCUUCUGUAACUUGUCCCAAGAUGCUUUUCUGUCUCUCUGGUCAGAGCCAAGCCAUCUCUUAUAAAGGGUGUGCUGCACAACUCUUCUUCUAUCAUUUCCUGGGUUGUGCCGAAGGCUGCCUCUACUCUGUAAUGGCCUAUGAUCGCUUUGUGGCCAUCUGUCAUCCUUUGAGGUAUAUGCUUAUCAUGAAACCCAGGGUCUGUGUGGGUUUGGUCAUGGGGGCCUGGUUGGUGGGUUGUUUUGAUGCCACCAUAUUGACUUCCUUUACCUUUCAGUUAAUCUACUGUGGCCCCAAUCAGGUGGACUACUUCUUCUGUGACAUUCCUGCUAUCUUACCGUUGGCUUGUGCUGACAGCUCCCUGACCCAGAGGGUGGGUUUCACUAAUGUUGGCCUUCUGGCUUUAAUGCUUUUGCUCAGUAUUUGUGUCUCCUACACCCGCAUUGGAAUGGCCAUUUUAAGGAUCUGUUCAGCAGAAGGUAGAAAGAAAGCAUUCGCCACCUGCAGUGCCCACCUUACUGCAAUACUCUGUGCCUAUGGACCUGUAAUCAUCAUCUAUCUGCAGCCCACACCCAAACCCUUGCUUGGGGCUGUGGUGCAAAUAUUAAAUAAUCUUGUCUCACCCAUGCUGAACUCAUUAAUCUAUUCUUUAAGGUACAAAGAAGUAAAAAAGUCCCUGAAAAGGGUAUUCCACAAUGUAGUAUUUACUGUUCUGGAAUAA